AUGGGAAUACCAUUUCCAGAUAUAGAUCCAUAUGAAGUGCUAGGGGUGUCAAAAGAAUCAACACCAAUAGAAAUCAAAAGAACAUACAAAAAAUUAUGUCUUAAAUUCCAUCCGGAUAAACUUCAACAACAACAACAAAUCAACCAUAACGAUGAUAAUAACAAUAAUACCGACACCUUUGCCAAGAUACAGUUCUCUUUUAGUAUAUUAAAUGAUCCAAUUAGAAGACAGCGAUAUGAUCAUACUGGAUCAUUGGCAGAAUAUGAAGACAUGGAAGAUUCAUUUGAUUGGAAAGAUUAUUUUGAAUCAAUAAAUGAAAAAAUCACGAUGGAAAUGAUUGAAGAAGAUAAAUUAAAAUAUCAAAAUUCUCAAGAAGAACAACAAGAUAUUAUAUCGAAUUUCAUUUAUUAUGAUGGAGAUUUCUUGAAAUUAUUUGAGGUUAUUCCACAUUUAGAAUUUAAUGAAUUUGAAGAACAAAGAGUAUAUAAAAUUAUUGAUCUUGAAAUGAUGUCUAAUAUGGAGUCAUUACCUGAUUUUGAUAAAUCGAUUAUUAAAUCCUGGGAAAAAUAUAAGAAAUCUAGAAAGACUAAAGUAAAACUGAUGUUAAAAAGAUUGGCUAAGGAAGCUAAAGAAGCUGAACAAUUAGAAAAGUUAAUCAAAAGUAAUGCAAAAAAGAAUGAAAACGGUGGUGAUUUGAAAUCGUUAAUAAGAAAUCGUCAAGCUAAUAGAUUGGAUGAUUUGAUAUCUACUUUAGAAAGUAAAUAUGGUGGUGAUAAAAGAGGUAAAAAGAGAUCGUCAUCAACUAAAGAUAUAAGUGAUGAUGAAUUUGAAAGAAUACAGAAUGAUUUAUUCAAAAGAAGAAAAUAG
Molecule: messenger RNA, 867 nt
Organism: Hemisphaericaspora subhashii
Lineage: Eukaryota; Fungi; Ascomycota; Pichiomycetes; Serinales; Debaryomycetaceae
Exons: 1
Coding region: 1-867 (288 amino acids)
Cellular component (GO): nucleus; cytoplasm
Molecular function (GO): heat shock protein binding
Source: RefSeq, a predicted model, not a curated record